Babesia bigemina is the source of this 4797-nucleotide messenger RNA. RefSeq lists its product as hypothetical. The transcript has a single exon. The record is from RefSeq and is a predicted model, not a curated record. NCBI's taxonomy places the organism in Eukaryota, Apicomplexa, Aconoidasida, Piroplasmida, Babesiidae. The coding region runs from base 1 to 4797 and encodes 1598 amino acids.
AUGGGAUUUUUGAGUGGUGUGCUUGAUGCGGUGAAAGAUGAUGAUGCGGUUAAAACGUAUGAUAAAGAUGAUGAUAAUAACAUUAAUACAGUUAUUAAGAAAUUACAAUCUCAAAUUGGCUCCGGGCGUGCUGGGCUUGCGGUGUCUGUCGACGCGGUGAAGGGGUGGUUGGAGGGGUAUGGAAAGAGUGUUAAAAAUCUAACCGGUAAUAUAAUUCAAAAAUUUAGUGAGUUAGAUGUUAAUACAAUACGCAAUAAAAUAAGCGACAUAAAAAAAGAUCGCAGUCUACGACUUCAACUGGAGGCAUGGACAUCUACCUUAGAUAGUCUCGGCUUAGAGGUUGAGAACAUAAAUAAAAACGUCGACAAGUUAGAUAGCGCAUUAAAAAAUAAAUUGAAACAUGAAACACAUGUUGUAAAAAAUGCUGUAGAGGUAUUGAAAAAUUCGGCAGAGAGCAGUGAACUGGUCAAGCAGGUAAGGAAGGUGGAUGAGACGUUGGUGGAGCAGCAGAGAAAUAUUCAGCAAACAUUCUUUACGCAAACAAAGCACAUAUAUGAUGAGAUAUAUCGCUUGAUGCGGUACAAGGGAGAUCAAUUUAAGGUAUUGAAAAAAAGAUUAAUGAAUGCGCAGGCAUUGCUCGGCAGAUUUGACGGCGAGUAUGAUGUAUUGAUGUCGUCGUAUUUUGAUGAGAUCAAACAGUCUGUUAGAGAUGUGCACAGAAAUAUAGAGGCAAAUAAAAUGGUUCUCGACAGUUUGAUCAAACAUGCAUGGACUGAGUUUAGAGAACUCAAGCUGAAAAGUCUUAUAAAUGGCGGCGAUGAGAACAACAGUGUCGAACAGAAUUGGAAUUGUGUGAAGAAGGAGGUAACAAAGCUUGUAAAAAAAAUAAGUAACGUAACGGUACGCGAUCCUGGAGCGGUUCAGAACAUCAUAAAAGGAGUGACCACUUACGCUUGGAAGUUUAAUAAAACCGCAUUUGCGGAUAAGGUGAAAGAGUGGAUAAAACAUAUUUUUCAAAGUCACGCCGUUGUUCAACAUUGGAUUGGUGAAUACGUAGGCUACAUUAAGAAAAACUUCCCAAGUUAUAGUCUGGAUAGCAAAUGGGAAGGCAUCAAACAACGAUUCAAUGAUGAAAUAACCAAGGGAAUUGCAGACGCCAUUGCUGAUGCAAUCAGCGGACAUAUCCGUGACGCCUUUAACGGGUACGAUGAAGUCGUAAAUGAUGGGAUUGAAAAAAUCGAGCAGGUCACGAAGGCUUGUGAACAUUUGGCCGCAAAGCUUAACAGUAAAAUUAAAGAAGCUGAAGUAGAUGGGAGUCUUACGCUCCUAGCUGAUAUAGCUACAGCAGUUGAGACUGAGGUCCUACAAAUUAAAGAUUCCGAUGAUGGCAAUUAUUUUCUUCAAUAUGCAGUGAAAACCGUGUUAUAUGCGCUGUAUGGCAUGACUCAGCAAUUUGCCGCCGAGCUGCGGUGCUUCCUCGCAACAUCGUCCAUCAAAGCCAAUCUGGAGUCGGCUAUAAGCAGUGCCGCGUCAAUCGACCAGGAAUUUAAGAACGGCGGCCGAAACAGUCAUGGAGAAAAAAUUGACGACGCACUUCUAACAGUGAAUGAAAAAGUUAAGAAGCUCGGUGCAGUGUUAGACGAGGCCACUGGCAGCCUUAUGCACGAGGUUAAAAACAUUCAGUCCGGUGUUUUGACGAAACUCCAUGACCUUCAAAAGGACGACAAUGAUGAACAAGAUGGUACAAUUAACAAAAAGCGAAAGGCGGCGUUGAAUCAAAUGGACCAGUUAAAAAAAGAAAUCGACAGCAAGCUCAAUGACAUUCUUGAAUCGAUAAACGAUGCAGAUAGGUAUUUAGACAUUCAUAUAGAAGAUGCAGAAAACAGCGUGCAAUCGGCAGAGCGCAACGUAAACGAGGCCGUCACCUCCGCUUUUGAAAAAGUUGAACAAUCCGUCCGCUCCCUUUUCGCCCAGCAGCACAAAGCCGACCUGGAAGCCCUGCACAAAUGCGUAGAGACGCAGCUGCAGGCGGUGAAGGAGAUCAUUGAUGUUGAUUCGAGAAGCGGAAUUAAAUGUCUUUUAAAGGUGAUGAAUAACAAAUCUACAUUGGAGUCUUGGAGAGAAUCAUUGCCUCAGCCCGCACCUACGGGGGAAGCGCACCGUAAUAAGUUAGCCAACACUGCAGAAAAGUUUAAACAAUACGUUGACAAUAUACAGGUUAACGUCCAGUAUCAACUUGUAUGCCCCGGUAAGCCCAUUGACGAAAUGUCAAAAUUAUCCGAUAUUGAAAAAGCUUUUGAUAAAUUGCUUGAUUACCUAACAGAUGAUGAAACGACGAAACAUGCUCGAAAAUACCUCUAUGAUAACGAAUUCACCUCCCUCCUCACCACCCUCACCUCCUCCCUCACCUCCCUAUCCCCCUCUCACUUCGCCAACCCCCGGCACCCGGAGCUGCUCGAUGCGGUCAAAAAGGGGCUGCAGGGGUUUGUCGGAGAGCUGGAGCGGGUGUAUGUGAACGGGUAUGAUGGGCAUAAGGAGAGUAUUAAUUUUGAUGAAUUAGUUAUAGAUGGAAGUAAUAACGACAAAAAAUUGACGGAUGACGGCAGAAAUUUGUCGAAAGUAUUUUUGACGAUUUCCGAGAUAUUGGUUAGUGAUUUCGAAAAGCUACGCACAGCGUGUAAUAAUAACCAAAAUGCGCAAAUUAAUCUAGAUCAAGGUAAUAGGCUUGGUUCUCUGUUUUAUACCCGAGGAUACGGAGUAGCCACCGGUAAGAGCAAGCAGGACGGUGAAUUGCAGAACAAGAGCGUUAUGAAUGGAAAGAAAAUCAAAGAGUUCUGUGAAAAUACAAUUCAUGUGCGCGGUGGUGGUGAAUAUAAUCCUGCUACAGGCAAAGUUGAACCAAUCAAAGGUGGCAUCACAACUCUUGAUAGAUUCUUCGGUUACCUCUACGACGUGCUGACCAAGUACCGUACCGUCUGCCACAUCAAGCACAUCGGUAGGCCAAGAACGCCGACGACGAUUAACCAAAUGCUACACUGGGUCAACGGGCUUCCGUAUACUACCGUCUACAACGAACUUACAAUUCAAGGUUUCGGUGAGCUGUUCGAGAAGCCGGAGGAAGAGGAGUCUGUCGGAGGUGAGAUCGUUCUAAAAACCGAGGAUGAUGACAAGCUGCUGGCGUAUCCAGAGGAUAUCACUGCCGAAAAAAUGAGAGACACGCUCACAGAUGUAUGCCGCUUUACGGAUAGAGUGCUGGUCUGCAUCCUCGGUCAUGGACACGCCGAAGGCAGAUAUGCGUGCGAUUUCAGCACUAACCCAGAUGGUUUAUUGUAUCCCAGCAACGCGAGUGCCUGCUUGGACAUGCUGGUGGAUAUACUGAAACGACUCUAUGAGCAGUUUUAUUUCCUAUUUAUUCAGUGCUCACGUGAGAAAGAUAACGUCAGCUGGAGAGACUGCUGGUACGGUCGGCACGUCGGUGGCUCAGACUGGAGGUGCAAUGAGAAGCAAUGCAUAAACCAAAUGGUCAACCAAAGUGCUGACCAAAAGGCCAACCAAAGCUGUGGCCAAACGUGUGAUCGGCACCCUAGUUGCGGUUUGAAGUCACCCCUCCAAUCCUUCCUCGAAGAUGGGCUUCCGGGUUUCCUUCCUCAUUCAAUUAAGAAGCCCGGGUGUAAAUUAGACUGCACUGUUUCCAACCAUAGGGGAUUGCCUUGUAAGACGCCAAUGGGCUUCGGGGAUAUUAGUCUAACAGCUUCACGUGCAUCCAGAGGCGAACGUAUGAUGAAAUUACUCGAUAUGUUCUGUGGGCAGCAGACUAGUCCACUGACGAAGCUAUGUGGUUACUUCAACUGUCUGCUGCAAAUGCCUCCGCAAACGCUGGGAGAUAUGUUUGCGUUCUACUACAACUUCAUCGUUGGCUGGGGGAAGAGCGGUCAAGAUCAUAGAAGUUAUGCGUUCGAAGGCGCUGUCAACAAAGCCAUCUUCGGCCAGCAGUAUGGUGAAUUAAAUGUCAAAUCUAUUAUCACAGACGACCAUUCAUACAACGGCGCUACAGGGGAUUUGAUGUGCCUCGUUAGUUGCAAGAAUGCAUCUUCCAGUCACACCUGCGGCCGUUAUCUGCAGCCUAUCAGCUUCACCACGUGGGCAACAUUUUCCGAGAAGCACGCCGAUAAGUACCUGUCGUGGAUUGUGUAUCUCACUGAGACUUUCUACAACCUUCUGGAGCAACUCUACAAAGAAUGCUGUGAAAAGUGCGGCAAGCAAGGCACAAAAUGCUACGAUAAAAGCUGUCGUAAUGGUUGCCCAGUAAAGGCUUCUCGUGAAAUUAAGGAUGUUUCCAAGAAGCAAAAUGAUGUUACCCACACCAACGACUGCGCAUCCAUCGCACAGUGUCCCUUCACCCGUCCUACAUUAUGUAGAUAUGGAUUUGUGCUAAAGAGUCUAACCAAUCUCCGCGGUGCAACCGACUCCUCAACAAAACGCACUUGUGGAGAUUUCUGCAGCACAAUGAAAAAAGUACUUAACAAUGUUGAGGCAGAUGCAGCGCCACUUGCUAAACUGAUAUACGUUACAAUUCCCAAAUUCCUAUUCGAAAUCAGGAAACCGUUUAUGCUAUUAACUCUCGCCCUCUGGCUCCUCUCUCUAUUGUACCUCACCCACAUCAUGGUCAUCCGCCUCGACCUCCUCCACAUCAAAUCGCAUUUACAUAGUCCCUCGAGUCAUAGGAUUGCUGCUCAGUCGCUACUCGCCGCUGGACGCGUUAACAAACUGGGCAGGGUGUUUUACCUGCAACCGUAA